Alnus glutinosa is the source of this 855-nucleotide messenger RNA. RefSeq names its product germin-like protein subfamily 1 member 17. The transcript is spliced from 2 exons. Lineage: Eukaryota; Viridiplantae; Streptophyta; Magnoliopsida; Fagales; Betulaceae. Gene Ontology annotation, molecular function: manganese ion binding. The record is from RefSeq and is a predicted model, not a curated record. Gene Ontology annotation, cellular component: cell wall. Bases 47 to 724 code for a protein of 225 amino acids.
ACUUGUUUCCCAUACAAUAUUUUUCACCCAUCACCAAAGCUUAGAUAUGUCGAUGAAAGGAGUCCAUUUUGUUGCAAUUGUUGCUCUCUUGUCUCUGGUAUCCUCCCUUGUCUCUGCCUACGAUCCCAGCCCUCUUCAGGACAUUUGUGUAGCAGUUGAUGACCCCAAGUCUGCUGUGUUUGUUAAUGGAAAAUUCUGCAAGGAUUUGGAACAAGCCAAGGCCGAAGAUUUCUUCUUUCGAGGGCUCCAAAAUCCUGGAAAUACAGACAAUCGAGUUGGGUCGAAUGUUACUGCUGUGAAUGUGCAACAAAUACCAGGCCUCAACACUCUAGGCAUAUCUUUGGCUCGCAUUGACUUUGCACCAUAUGGCGAAAAUCCUCCCCACACUCACCCUCGUGGCACUGAGAUUCUGGUAGUCUUUGAAGGUUCUCUGUUAGUCGGAUUUGUCACAUCCAACACUGAGAACCGUCUUUUCACCAAGGUUUUAAACAAGGGAGAUGUCUUUGUGUUCCCAAUUGGUCUCAUUCACUUCCAGUUCAACAUGGGACACACCAAUGCUGUAGCCUUUGCUGCUUUGAGUAGCCAAAAUCCAGGUGUCAUCACAAUAGCAGACGCUGUUUUUGGAUCUGAUCCUCCCAUCAAUCCUGAUGUUCUCGCCAAAGCCUUCCAACUUGACAAGAAAAUUAUUGAAGAUCUUCAGAAAAAGUUUGAAUAUAAGAAUUAGAGAAACUUAUGAAAAUGUUAUGAACCGUUUUCCUCAUUCCAUCAAAACAAUAUUAAAAUAAAAGGUUGCUUAUGUAACUCUCCCUAGGUGGAGUACUUGGAGUAUAAAAUAAUAUUUAGAUUUGUUGAGCA